UAACCAGAGCGUUCAGCUAAUUUUGGAACCAGUGUGUGUGUGAGUGUAUAACAUUAUCGAAACUCCUCCACUUCAGGGAAACUCACCCUCGACUUUGCUGCUUCUACUUCUUGUACUCAGACGUCGUAAUGUCACUCGAACGUCAAGUCAGAGCCAAGUUGGCAGGCAAAAGGGAUGUCCAGCAAGAGAAGGAGGCCCAAGAAUGGAUAGAAGCUGUCCUAGGUGAGAAAUUCCCACCAGGAGAGACAUUUGAGGAUGUCCUUCGUGACGGCCAGGUCCUAUGCAAACUGAUGAACAAGAUCAGUCCUGGUAGUGUAACUAAGAUCAACAGUUCGGGCGGACAAUUCAAAAUGAUGGAAAAUAUUAACGUAUUCCAACAGGCACUUAAGAAUUAUGGUGUCGCUGAUGUGGACGUGUUCCAGACCGUUGAUCUCUGGGAGAAGAAGGACAUUUCCCAGGUCACCACUACCCUAUUUGCCCUUGGAAGGACGACAUACACACACCCCGAAUGGAAAGGACCUUAUCUGGGGCCUAAGCCCUCUGAAGAAUGCAAGAGAGACUUUACCGAGGAGCAGCUGAAGUCAGGACAAACCAUCAUCGGUCUCCAGGCCGGACAGAACAAGGGUGCCACCCAAGCCGGGCAAAACCUUGGCGCUGGACGCAAAAUUUUGCUUGGAAAGUGAGCCAACAAUUUCCCCGCCUCUUCAUGAUUACAGGAGCCGCUACACUAACAAACUCUCCUUCCCUUACACUUCCCGUUCACUGGGUGAACUUUUGUAUAUAAAAAUCUAACAAAUAAAAUUUUAUUAAAAAUAUACAGAAAAUAAACUGUCUCUGUAACAAGCUACAGCAUUAAAGUUAAUUCUUCGCCCAAAUGUAUCCGUAUAAAUCUUAUAUUUUAAUGUAUGAGACUAAAGAGAAACAACCCUUAUUGGAUUGAAGAUGAAAUUUUGAUGUAUAACAUUCUCAUUUUCAACAUACAAUGUACUUAAACCUACUAAAUCUCUUCAGAAAUUGAGGCCUCUAAUUUUGGCCCUCCAGAAAGAUCGAAAAUUUAUAUGUGUAAUUGAACUAGUCAUUAUAUUACAUGUGUGUUGAUGUCUAGAAGUAAGGUUUAUGUCAUAUCGUGAUGGUUUUAUACUUGUGUCAAAAGAAGAAAUAAAAAAAAUAUUAUUUUGAA
Molecule: messenger RNA, 1180 nt
Organism: Zootermopsis nevadensis
Lineage: Eukaryota; Metazoa; Arthropoda; Insecta; Blattodea; Termopsidae
Gene: Mp20
Product: muscle-specific protein 20 transgelin
Biological process (GO): actin filament organization
Cellular component (GO): actin cytoskeleton
Molecular function (GO): actin filament binding
Source: RefSeq, a predicted model, not a curated record